AUGUUCUUCAAGAGCAAACUACUCCUCUCAUUCGUGGGCCUUGCUAGCGUCAUCGCUGCCCCAACGAAGCAACCCCGUCUUGAAGACCUCCAGUGCCGCUGCCUCACCUUCUCCACAAGUGCCGCACCUACGCUUUGCUCUUACCAGGAACAACUCACACUCGACUGGGACACGGCUUACUCGCUUGCAACCGUCAACGAUCUCAAGAUACAGUUCGCUAAUAAGAAAGCCAUGACCAAAGUUCUUGCACUUCCCAAGCCUGUGCCUACUAGCAUCCUCUUGAGCGUUCAUGAGGGACAGGUACGGCCAUUGGACCCGGCGAAGAAGGUGCAGAAUGAGAAUAGAAUUGUCUGUGGGUUCGGAGAUGAGGUUGAGCACGUGGGGGAUCACGAAAAGAGCCUGGAGGUAGAGGUGCAUUAUGUCGGAACCGUGCUGGGGCUGUUCAUGUUGCUCCUCAUCAUCUACCUUGUUGGAGACUAUCUGUGGACUAGAUACAUCUCUCGUGUCGGAAGCAUAAAACUGGAAGGAGAUGAAAAGACUUUGACAGCCGAGUUCGAAACGUCGACGAACAACUUGACAAUCGACUACCCUUGA
Messenger RNA from Alternaria arborescens, 594 nucleotides. RefSeq lists its product as hypothetical. The record is from RefSeq and is a predicted model, not a curated record. NCBI's taxonomy places the organism in Eukaryota, Fungi, Ascomycota, Dothideomycetes, Pleosporales, Pleosporaceae. The transcript has 2 exons. The coding region runs from base 1 to 594 and encodes 197 amino acids.